Messenger RNA from Lepisosteus oculatus (spotted gar), 4161 nucleotides. Its product is annotated as P2Y purinoceptor 4. Gene Ontology annotation, biological process: G protein-coupled receptor signaling pathway; transepithelial chloride transport. Gene Ontology annotation, cellular component: plasma membrane. The record is from RefSeq and is a predicted model, not a curated record. NCBI's taxonomy places the organism in Eukaryota, Metazoa, Chordata, Actinopteri, Semionotiformes, Lepisosteidae. Gene Ontology annotation, molecular function: G protein-coupled purinergic nucleotide receptor activity; G protein-coupled UTP receptor activity.
CAGCUGGAGACCAUCCGAUUGUUGCACUUCAGGGGCGGCCAGUGCGAGGGGAGGGGGCGCUUCGCUGACGCGCUCUGCCUUCUUACCCCCGCGGUUCCGUUCCUGCGAGGGCCGCCCCACUCUCUCGGCGGUGAGUAAUACCGACGCGCUCGGCGCCCUGAGCCUCGCUGAUCCGCCGACCGGCAGACGGGCGGACGGAUGGGUGAGUGAGUGAGCGAGCGACAGAAGAUGAGCGUCAGCAGGGAAACAAGCAUGUUCUGUGACUUUUUCGUGCCGAGGUGAAAGGCGGAACGAAAUGGCCGGAGCGCUGCCGUCAGCUGGUCCCCCCCAGGGGCCGAACGAGUCCCUCUGGUCCCCCGCAGAGGCGAACGAGAGCUGCCGCUUCGACGAGGAGUUCAAGUACAUCCUGCUGCCCGUGUCCUACAGCGUGGUGUGCGUGCUGGGGCUGGCCCUGAACUCCGUCGCCCUGUGGAUGUUCCUGUGCAAGAUGCGCCCCUGGAACGCCAGCACGGUGUACAUGUUCCACCUGUCCCUGUCCGACACGCUGUACGUGCUGUCCCUGCCCACGCUGGUCUACUACUACGCCAACCGCAACGACUGGCCCUUCGGCGAGGGGCUGUGCAAGAUCGUGCGCUUCCUCUUCUACGCCAACCUCUACUCCAGCAUCCUCUUCCUCACCUGCAUCAGCGUGCACCGCUACCUGGGCAUCUGCCACCCCAUCCGCUCGCUGCGCUGGAUCAAGACCCGCUACGCCCACCUGGCGUGCGCGGCCGUGUGGUGUGCCGUCGCUGCCUGCCUCGUGCCCAACCUCAUCUUCGUCACCACCAGCCUCCGGGGCAACGACACGCUGUGCCACGACACCACCCGGCCGGAGGACUUCGACCAGUACGUCAGCUACAGCUCGGCGGUCAUGACGCUGCUGUUCGGCGUCCCCUUCCUGGUCAUCGUGGGCUGCUACUGCCUGAUGGCGCGGGCGCUGUGCCAGCCCACGGCUGCGCUCUCCUCCUCCUCCUCCUCGCGGCGGGCGGGCGGCAGCGCGCGGCGGAAGUCGGUCAAGCUGAUCGUGGUGGUCCUGGUGGUCUUCGCCCUCUGCUUCGUGCCCUUCCACAUCACCCGCACCCUCUACUACACCUACCGCGUGCUGGAGGCCGACUGCGCCGUGCUCAACAUCGUCAACUUCGCCUACAAGAUCACGCGCCCGCUGGCCAGCGUCAACAGCUGCAUCGACCCCAUCCUCUACUUCCUGGCUGGCGACCGGUACCGCGCCAAGCUCCUGAGAGCCAUUUCCAGGUCGGCGCCAGUGAAGAACAAGUUCCCUGCCACCCGCGCGCCUCGCCACCUCAGCCACGAGCUCGCUCUUGUCUACAAAAAUCCCGACGCUGCAGCUGGCAUGAAGCCUGCGACCUAACCUGGAGAGAAACUGCUCAGGCAGGCCGGCGGGCUUCAGGAACACAGGGACCGCGUGCUGCUGGACCGGCUGCCCCAUAGUUACACAGCAGCUCUGGCCGGGAGACGCAGCACAGGGACCCGUCGGCAGGAUCGGGCAGUGGGGGAACAGUCCUGCGGGGUGACCCAGGCUGGGAGACGGCACAUCCUGGCUAGAGGGAAGUGUUUCACGAGACGGCACGGCGGCGAGGCCGUUCCACAGCGGCUGGAGACUGGACCGGCAGGAGGACCUGAGCGGUCGAAGUUCAGGGGGGAAAGGCUGCAGGGUGGCGGGCGAUUGUGAACGGGACUGAGGGAGCUGCUGGCCCAUGUUGUUCCGUUCGAUCCGAUUCAAGAUGACUGGCGUAAACAGAGCGGGCUCGCGCUUCAGUUAGCGUGCCGGACCAGGGUCAGGAGACUGAGGUCUGAAUGCAGGUUGAGGGCGAAAGGGAAGGGUAUGUUUGGUGAAUCAAAUCAGAAACUCAGACAGGAGCACUUAAGUGUCAGUGCAGAAAGUACUAUUUUAUUAGUUUUAGAAAUUUAAAUGACUUUUAUGAUGCUGCCAGUUGCCACUUAUGUACAUCUUUGGGGGGCCUCAGAAGUACACAGUUGUUUUUUAUGGACUACUAAUGGCCUUUCACCUUGCUCACCCAACUGCUGGCCAUCUAGCUCAGCAGAAGGAGCAGAGGCCAGUGAGACAGGUUACAGCCGGUCAAUGAGCACUGGAUUUCCGAGGAGGGAAACAAACAGCUACUGUGCUCGUUUGAGCACUAUUUGAGUUAUUCCCUAGCUUUAGCAUAUAAGGAAUUGUAAUGCAAAGCCUGUUACACAGCUGAAAGUUUUUAUACAGAGCUAACUGAGCCAUUUUAAAAAGUCAUAUUACACAACUUGGACGUUUGCGCAUUUAAUGAAGCCAUUACUCUUUAAUUUCAUAUUUAAUAUUGUAAACACAAGGUUUUAACAGAAAGUUCCUUCUCAAAUGUAUCAGGGACAAAUACACUUUCAAGUGCCAGAAUAAAAGCUCAUUUUAAUAGAGUUAAGCUACUUGUAAUUUCUCAAUUCUGAAUUACCAAGGAUCAUAUCUUAUCUAAUUCUGUCAAUUAGCUCAGCCAUCUGAGAAAAACUCAUACAUCAAAAAAAUUAUUAUUCCUUCCUGGACAGAAUUCCAGCAAACAAGCUGGAAAGGGAUUCAAUAAAUCAAAACUCCUGUUAGAUCACACUGCACACGUGAUUGAACAAACGUCACCUUAAAUGAUGUUUUUCAUGAGGUGAAUUUUAAAAAUGGUGCUGAACUGUGAAGGGUUUAAAUACGCACGUUUCUAUAUUAGUGAAAUCAUACGAGGCGAGUGGAGCCCAGUCCUGGAGUGCUGCUUGUGAAGAAAGAUGUUUGUUUUUUCAUAACGGAAACACUCUGUAUUCCUCUGUGACUAGACUGAGGGGGCCUGAGCCCUGAAGAGCUACACAGCUGUCUGCUGUAACACAUGUGGAAAGAACAGGCCAAGCCUGACUGAGUCUGGGGAUGGGAGGGGGGCUCUCAGUCCCUCUGUCCCAACCCACGCUUGGCUGAAUUUUCAGGAGCUGCCGUGAUCGAGCUUCCAGGGCUGAUAUGGAUUUAUCCUGAGGAACCCUGCAGUUUAGCUCAGCCUGUCUUCAGCCAGUCUAUUUUCAAGCAGAAGACUUUGGCUUUGCAUUUGAAGACCUACCUGGGAGCUGGGGUGAAUCUUUCUGGGAUCUGAAAGGAUCAGGGGGAUCAGGAAAAGCCCGGAUCUCACAGAGCAGAGUGCAGACUCAUCCUUCCCUAAGUGGGCAGCCUGUGUCACAACCCCUGGGACUCUUGCUCCUGGCUCUCUGGGGCCACGCCCAGUUCGGGCUCCAAGCUGUCAAGCCACUUAUUUGACAUCAUUACCUUAAAGUCACAAGGUGCUGCUGCUGAACCAGGAAGUGCGUCGCUCCUAUUAACUGAAGUGACGUCUGCAAAACUGGAAAUGAAUAAUAUUGAAGAUUGGAGGGGGUGUGGCUUUUGACAGUGAGGUGAUACACUUGCCCUCAGACACCGCACUGGGGUUGGCAUCCCCUUGGAACCCACCCAGUGAGCAUUAGAAUAGUAUAUUUAUGUACAUAUGUAAGAUUCUGUGUGUAUGUAUUAGAUUCUGUAAAUCUGCAGAUAAUGGUUUCCUUUUUCAACCACAGGAGAAAAGGUGAAAUUUAGCAUUACUAAUGGCAGCUUGUAUCCUGAGGUCAAUCAUCAGCAGGCUUGGGACUUGUCUGAAUUGUGUCAAUGGUCAUUCCCUUUUGCUUUAUUGCUAUAAUAACUAAAACACCAUGCAACAGUAAAAAAGAGAAAUUGUUAUAAAGGUUGUUGAAUAUUUCUCAGACAUAUUAUAUGAAGUUAUUGGCUUUUAAAUGACAUAACAACAAAAGAAUGACAUUACGCAAGAACCAACAGCUAGACGUCUGAUUUUUUUUUAUAUUAAAUUUGCUUUACAGAAAAAUGUAAUUUUGUAGAAACCUUCAAUGUAAUUUUUAUAGUCUUUUUUAAGUGAUAGCUUUCGUUAAUUUCCCCUUUAGAUUGCUCAUUGACAAAAGGAUAUUUUUUUAGAAAGUUAGUUAAGCUUUAUAAUUGUGCUGCACCCCAAAUUCUUAAAAUCCAUAUUUCCAGAAGCGUGCUAACCUGAAGGACAGUUUGAAAUGUUAUCUCAGUUUAAUGAAAUAAAACUGAACAUGGAGAUUUCUGAA